AAGAACUCUCUGAAAAGAAUCUCCCAAUCAUAAACCAGUGCCCGAGUAUCUUCAGCAGUCACUAAUGAAAUCUUUAUAUCCAGAGCAUAACAAAUAUCAUAGAUUCUCUUUUUCAAUAAAACAACGAAGCAUGAAGAAACAAACUUUGCUUUUGGGAUCAUUAAACUCAAAGAAUAACGUGAAACUUUUGUGCUGCACUUCCUUCCUUCACAUCACAAUAAAACUGGAAAUUGAUGCCAUCAUUUAUAGCUUCCCUCCAUCUCAAGUAUACUUUCCUUCAAAAUUAUCUGUAGUUAUUUUAAGUUAUAUUUGGUUGUUUACAGCAUCAAAACAAUUUGAGCUUGCUCUAACCACGACAGAAUUAUCUCUUCCACAAUAUUUUGUAGACGUUUUCCCCAAAUUUCUAUGCCAAAAUAGGAUCCUUCUCUUCAAAUUCCUCCUGGUGUUUGGUGAAAUUAAAAUGUCAAUUCGAACAAACAAGAUGAAAGCAGUACCUGUGUUGCUGAAGCAGUUGAUGAUAGCAAGGAGGAAAUUCCAUGAAAGGGGAAGAGAUGAAUCAUUGGAUAAGAAGCUGGAGAAGUUGAGGUUGGAUCUGAACAGAAUAAAGGAUGUGUUUGUAAGAGUGAAGAAGAAGGAAGAAGAAUUGCUUGACACAUUAGCAGAGGUAUAUGGACAUCUUCGCAAAUUAGACCGCGGGAAGCUGGAUGAAGACAUGGAUGGGAUUUGUAAGAGAAUCAGAGAUUCUGCUCGCAAACUGCUCCCAGAUGAUGGUUUUGAUGAGUCAUAUAAGAAGGAGGAUGAGAAGGGUGGCAAAAUAUCUCACACAUCACAAGAGUUGGUACAGCCCCAUGAGAACAAGAGUUGGACUGCGGAAGAUUUUUACCUGUUAGACGAUCGAUUAAAAGUUUUCUUGGGGAGUCUCCAAAUUUUCCCUGAGAACGCUGUGAUAAGGAAAAGAAUUGCCAUUAAUUUGUGGAUUGGAGAGGGUUUGCUUGAGAAUACAGAGAGCAAAACAACAGAGGAAUUGGGUGAAGAUGUGAUUAGUGAUCUUUUCAAGUUGAAUUUGAUUGUGCGCUAUGCUAAAGGAAAGAGUGUCCUCCUUGCCAAUAAAUUUCAAAUUCUCCCUAGCGUCCGUCGUCAAAUGGGGUCAUAUUUAUUAAAGAAAAAUGUAGAGCAUCGAGGACAAUAUUUUAUAGCAAGCAUUUAUCUGCAAAAAGGACCAUGGCGGUUACAGCUUGAGCAAAACAAAGUUACACUAGGUGAUGAUUUACAUUUGAUUCGCGGUAUCAUCAUAGGUUCUAUUUUUAAUAUUGGUGCAAGUUAUCUGAAUUUUAGAUUGUCAUGGGUCACUGAAUUUAAGAAUUUAGAGGUGUUUCAACUUGGACGUUGGCAAGAUUCAGCAUUGCAUCACAUCGAAGUUGGGAGUGAAGAAUUCUUGAAAGAGUUGAGAUAUCUAAAGAAGUUGAAAUAUGUGAGUCUCCGUGGGAUUUCAAGAAUAUUCGAGCUUCCAUCCUCCAUUGCUGAACUUGAGAAGCUACUGAUUCUUGAUGUGAAAGCAUGCCAUAAUUUGGAAAGACUACCUGAUGAUAUUUCAUCAAUGAAAAGUCUGACACACCUUAUUAUGUCUGAUUGUUGCUUACUGGAGGGCAUGCCAAAGGGGAUUGAGAAGCUCACUAAUCUGGAAGUACUCAAGGGAUUUUUAAUAAGCACUUCUGAAAAGACUCCUUGCAAGAUAUCAGAUCUGGUAAAGUUGGGAAAACUAAGACGACUCAGCAUACGUAUCGGAAGUGAGGCCGAGAUCAGGGAUGGGGAGUUUGAAGGUUUGAAAGAUUUUUCAGCACUUGAGCAUCUGAAGAUAUCUUGGAGUGUGUCUGAUCCAAAGUAUGCUAACAUUAAUGUCCUUCUACCGUCAAGUUUGAAAAAGUUACAUAUUGAAUGUUUUCCUGGAAAGUCUUUGGAAGAAUGUUUUAUGCCAGGUGAAUAUUUUCCUAGAAAGUCUUUGGAAGAAUGUUUUAUGCCAGGUGUUCAUGGUAGAUUCAGAUUUAUAUUGACAGAGCUAAAUAUAACCGGAGGAAAACUAGAAAGUAUGGAAGUAGAUUUUGAAUGGUGGAGAGUGAAAAUAGUUCGUCUGAAGUACCUUAAGCAAUUGAACGUGGACAUAGAUGAUUUGAAAGCAAUGUUUCCUCUUCUGAAAUAUGUAGAAAUUAAACAAGUCUCAAACAUUUCAUACAUUCAACAUGAAUGGGACAUAUGAAUCUGAUAGUGAAUGUUAAGAGAGGUAAAGUCAAGUUUAUGUCAAAAUGUUGUGUAUAUUUUUUUGUUCUCUGAAUAUUUUGUU
Vigna unguiculata (cowpea) is the source of this 2338-nucleotide messenger RNA. Its product is annotated as disease resistance RPP13-like protein 4. The record is from RefSeq and is a predicted model, not a curated record. Lineage: Eukaryota; Viridiplantae; Streptophyta; Magnoliopsida; Fabales; Fabaceae.